AGUUAUUGGCUAUAGUGUUUGAUCCAGUCCAAUUAGAAAAUCACGUGCCAAGAUCUGGAAUAACCUAAGCCCAUUUCCUCCAUCUCUCUGAUCUCAUCUCUCAGCCAGACGGUCGUACGCUACAUUGCUCUCUCCAUUUCCAUCUCCUUAGACCGGACGUAUUCUACACCACGCGGUUUGUCUAAUACCCUGAGAUGCCGCCACGACAGAAGCACACUAGAGGUGGAGGUGCCGGCUCUAGCCGAGGCAACACUGGCCGGUACCAACCGAGGUUCCCGCAACUGUGGGACGAGCUGAAGUAUACGGAGCUGCUGCAGAAGGACAUGGGCACAUUUUACUUUCCGGAUGAGGACUCACUCACGGCAGCUAGAGUGAGAGAUGAGGUGAUGUACCUCCUGAGACGGGGGUGGUGGAGGCACCUGUUUUUUGGGAUCCGUGACUUGACCUAUAGAGAGAUUACCUGUGAGGUGCUGGCGACGUUCAAAAUGCCGAAGACCAUACCUAUUGAUGACAACACUCGGCCUGUCAUCAGAUUCAGAGCUUUUGAGGAGGACCAUGGCUGGUAUGCUGUAUAACUUGGGCUUCACGGGGAUCGAGGACAACGGCCAGCACGAGGUCGUCUUGACAGACUUUCCACCAGGCGUCGACCGCCAGGCAUUUUGGGAGUCGAUCACGAGAGAUGGCGGGACAUACAGGCCGAAGAUGUCCCCUAGCACCCUACUUUACCCCCGCCAGUACCGCAUUAUUCACACCCUUCUGUCUUCCACCAUCACCGGCAAGGCCGAGGUUGCCGGUAAGGUCACGCAGACUGACCUCUUCUGCUUGUAUUGUAUGAUCCACAACCGCAAGCCCCACAUGGGCUAUCUCCUCGCCAAGCUACUUCACCGCCAGGCCACGAACCAUAUCAAGGCCAUCUUUGCUGGCCCAUUCAUUACGAGGAUGUUGACGAGGAUGGGGUUCGGGGACCGAUUUCUGAGGAUGGAGGAGAGCUCCAGUUUUGUUGCUUUGACCCGGCUCCCCGAGGUCAACACUGGCGUGGCGAGGAGGACGCAGCCGACAGCAGCAGCAGGAGGAGGAGGCCAGCGAGCUGAGGAUGAUGAUGAUGAUGAUGUGGAUAUGAAGGCGGCUGCUCACGAGAUCCCAUACGAUGCACCCCCCUACGGCACCGCUUUUCCUGAUUCUUGGACGGGGAUGCAUGCGCAUCAGGAUGCUGUGUAUCGGCAGUUGUCCGUUGAGCAGCAUGAGAGGUUUGAUCAGAUGCGCUUUGAGCAGCAGGACUUCUACAGAGAGGUGAGGGAGGACCAGGCGCUACAUUACACACAGCUCCAGUCUCAGUACACCCAGAUUGAUGAGCGACUCACUUCUAUGGAGACUAGCUGGAGUUCGUUCUUUGAUGCCUAUCCACUGCCACCCCCUCCCGAGUAUUAGAUUUCAUUAGAUUGUCCUUUGCUAGCAUCUGUAUCAUUAUAUUGUUGGAUGACUGUACCAUAAACACCAUCACACUCCCACUCUCACUUUUUCACUUAACUCUUUAUAUUGUGCUUUGCUUUGUGUUCA
Molecule: messenger RNA, 1557 nt
Organism: Cuscuta epithymum
Lineage: Eukaryota; Viridiplantae; Streptophyta; Magnoliopsida; Solanales; Convolvulaceae
Source: the annotation of a GenBank genome assembly